CGGAAUUGGUUUUGGAUUUUUCAGUUCAAAGGAAUCUUCCGGUUCUUAUAUAUUCUGGUGUGAGUUGCUACGAUUCGAAGCGAUAAGAAGGCGGACACUAUGUCGCUGCGAUUACUGGAUGGGCUACUCAGUCUCUCCAAUCACAAGACCGGCGCCUUGGAGGGGCAUUCUUUUAAGAGAAACCUCAUUUUACCUUUACGUUUACGGUCAAGAAGAAGAAGGGGGAGGGGCCAAGUAUCAACAUUAGCUUCAUUAUCUACCUCUGCCUCUGCCUCUGCCUCGGCUUCUCCCUCGCUCGGCGAUUUGAUGAGGCUUGAUUUUCCCAUCCUUAAUCAGGAAGUCAAUGGGUCAAGGUUGGUCUAUUUAGAUAAUGCUGCAACGUCACAGAAACCACAUUUCGUCAUAGAUGCAGUACGUAAAUACUAUGAGGUCUACAAUGCAAAUGUUCACCGAGGCAUCCAUUUUCUAAGUGAAAAGGCAACAAGUGAAUAUGAGCUAGCUCGAAGAAAGGUGGCAAACUUCAUCAAUGCAUCCAGCUCUGAGGAAAUUGUAUUUACUCGUAAUGCGACAGAGGCAAUCAAUUUGGUUGCAUAUUCAUGGGGUCUUACAAAUAUGAAGGAAGGAGACGAGAUUUUGAUGUCAAUUGCUGAACAUCACAGUGCAAUAGUUCCUUGGCAAUUUGUUGCUGAGAAGACAGGAGCUGUUUUAAAAUUUGUGAAUUUAAGUCAAGAGGAAGUCCCAGAUCUAGAACAAUUAAAGCAACUUAUAUGCAAGAAGACAAAACUUGUGGUCAUACAUCAAGUUUCUAAUACUCUUGGAUGUAUUAAUCCUAUUAGAGAAAUUGUUCAAUGGACACAGAACUGUGACGCAAAGGUGCUUGUUGAUGCUUGCCAGAGUGUCCCACACAUGUCAGUUGAUGUACAAAAUCUAGGAGUAGACUUCCUUGUUGCAUCUUCACAUAAGAUGUGUGGGCCUACAGGCAUUGGCUUUUUGUAUGCGAAAAGCAAGCUCUUGGCAUCGAUGCCUCCAUUUUUAGGUGGAGGAGAAAUGAUUGCAGAUGUAUACAUGGAUCAUUCUACAUAUGCAGAACCUCCUUCCAGGUUUGAGGCUGGCACUCCUGCGAUUGGUGAGGCUAUAGGAUUUGGGAUGGCAAUAGACUAUUUGUCAGGCAUUGGAAUGCAGAGGAUUCAUGAGUAUGAGGUUGAGCUGGCAAAUUAUCUUUAUCAGAGUCUAUCAAGUAUAAAAAAUGUGCGGAUUUAUGGGCCUGCACCAAACACAGUUAGUGGGCGAGCUGCACUUUGUUCUUUUACUGUGGAAAAUGUACAUCCAACUGAUAUUGCUACCUUUCUUGAUCAACAGUAUGGAGUUGCAGUUCGCUCUGGACACCAUUGUGCUCAGCCACUUCAUCGCCACUUGGGAAUCAAUGCAAGCUGUCGAGCAAGCCUUUAUUUUUAUAACACAAAAGAUGAAGUGGAUGCUUUCAUAAAGGGGCUUAAAGAAACAAUCAAUUUUUUUUCUUCGUAUCAGUAAUCCUUUUUAUUUCUUAACCAUGUCAUUUCAAAUCAUGCAAAUUUUCUAAAAUUUCCAGGUACAUUAAGAUUGUUUAUUUCAUGAAAGGUUAUUCGUUUAGAAAUAGGACAUUGAACAAGAGUGUGUAUUUUAUGUAUCGGACUCAUAAGAUCAAUAAUCAAAGUCCCAUAACCUGUAUACAUGUAUAGCAUGUGGGAGAGGGAGAGAAUGGUUGUUUUUCAUACAGCAAGUUUUCAUUUAUGGAGUGAGAAAAAUAUACACAUUUGAAUUCAAAAGCACUUUUACAUGGUUCUCCCUCAA
This is a messenger RNA of Cryptomeria japonica (Japanese cedar), 1830 nucleotides long. RefSeq names its product cysteine desulfurase 1, chloroplastic. Bases 100 to 1530 code for a protein of 476 amino acids. The transcript is spliced from 10 exons. Gene Ontology annotation, molecular function: cysteine desulfurase activity; pyridoxal phosphate binding. Lineage: Eukaryota; Viridiplantae; Streptophyta; Pinopsida; Cupressales; Cupressaceae. The record is from RefSeq and is a predicted model, not a curated record.